This is a messenger RNA of Frankliniella occidentalis (western flower thrips), 1249 nucleotides long. RefSeq names its product lysophosphatidylcholine acyltransferase-like. The transcript is spliced from 4 exons. Lineage: Eukaryota; Metazoa; Arthropoda; Insecta; Thysanoptera; Thripidae. The record is from RefSeq and is a predicted model, not a curated record. Bases 1 to 510 code for a protein of 169 amino acids.
AUGGAAACAAGGGAAAAGCUCAGAAAAGAUUCUUCGGGGUGUUGUUUGCCAGCGCGCUGCUACGCACUGCUCCUGUUCCAGACGCUGCUGUUCACGGUGACGGUGCUGCCGCUGCGCGUGGCGGCCAUCGCCGUGCUGCUGGUGCUGGCCUGGCUGCUGGCCUGCGUCGGGCUGAUCGGCCUCAGCGAGGAGGACCUCCGCACCAAGCCCAUGACCGGCUGGAGGAAAGACACCAAGAACGUUCUGUGCUUCUUGAUGCGGGGCUUGUUCGCGGCCGGCGGCUUCCACCGGGUGCACAUCAAGGGGCGCCAGGCCGCCCCCAAGGAUGCGCCCGUGCUCGCCCUCGCCCCGCACUCGUCCUACUUCGACGCGCUGCCCGUCAUCUGCCUGGGCGCCCCCAGCGUCGUCGCCAAGGGGGAGACCGGACACCUGCCCUUCUUCGGCAGACGGUGCGGCGUUGGAUCAGCGUGCUGGGCCGCUGGUCGUACGAGUGGGGCGGCAUGUCCUUAGAGGUGAAGGGACGCCAGGCGGCGCGCGAGGAGGCCCCCGUCCUGGUGGCCGCGCCCCACUCCACGUUCCUGGACGCGGGCAUCGUCUACCUCACCGGCUUCCCCAGCAUCAUCUGCCGACGGGAGAGUGGACGCAACGUCUGGCUGCGAAGUACGUCGCCCGAGACAAGAGAGACCAUCAACCAUUCCCUCAAUCAUUUUUAUCCAUGAAAAGAAAAAGAAAGGGAACGAUGCGCAUGAAAGUUAAAUCAACCGACAGUGAUCCAAUAUCAGUUUUAUUACUUUACCUUUUUUCCAAGUUUCGCAUAAGCUGUGUUUUUUCCAGUACGCGAUUUCAUUGCAGACUGAAACAUCAUUAGUAUUGCGUAGUCGUUCCAGCUCAGGUAAAAGAGCCAAGCAAUAGUUAGAUCCUUGACGCGCUAGCUAUCGGUUUUUACGGUAUUUCUGGUUGCAUUGUGUUUCUGUAGACAUGCACUAUAUGCCCUCCGUCAGUACUUAACAUUCGCCACGCACGAAACGUAUGAAUUAACUCUUGUUUUUGGUGUGGAAUUUUGUGGUGUAGAUUCUUUCUGUGUUCGUUUGGCCUUUUCUGAGGCGUUGUGCUCAUAUCUGUAUGUAGAUCAUGACCAAGAAGCGAUUGCACAAGCUGUCAGUGUUUUGGGUGGCAGAAAUUGAACGUAGAGGAGGAAGGGCUUCCAAGCUGAACUAUCCCCAUACAGACCCUUAAACAUUUUAAAUUU